AUGGAUUCCUUCUCCACCUUCACCUUGCUCUUCUUCCUUAUCCUCCUCCUCCCCGCCGCCCCCACGCACCAGCAACAACAACAACCUCCAUUCUCCUGCGGCGCACAAUCAAGCACCACAACCUCCUUACCCUUCUGCAACACCAAGCUACCCAUAACCCAAAGAGCCAAAGACCUCGUCUCCAGGCUGACCCUCGACGAGAAGAUCUCCCAGCUCGUGAACACCGCCCCUGCCGUCCCGCGGCUCGGCAUUCCGGCCUACGAGUGGUGGUCGGAGGCCCUACACGGCGUCGGAUGGGUUGGCAAAGGGAUCCACUUCAACGGCACCAUUUCCAAAGCCACCAGCUUCCCUCAAGUCAUCCUCACCGCCGCCUCUUUCGAUGCCUACCAGUGGUACCGCAUUGGCCAGGUGAUUGGGAAAGAGGCGAGAGCACUUUACAAUGGCGGGCAGGCUUCAGGGCUCACGUUUUGGGCUCCAAACAUCAACAUUUUUAGGGACCCAAGGUGGGGGAGAGGCCAGGAAACCCCAGGGGAGGAUCCUCUGGUUACUGGGAAGUAUGCCGUCUCGUAUGUGAGAGGGGUUCAAGGGGAUAGCUUCCAUGGCGGGAAGCUUACUGGGCAUCUGCAGGCUUCCGCUUGCUGCAAGCAUUUCACUGCCUAUGAUUUGGAUAACUGGAAGGGCGUCAAUCGCUUUGUGUUUGAUGCUCGUGUGACUAAACAAGAUUUAGCCGACACAUAUCAACCACCAUUCCAGAGCUGCGUUGAAGAAGGGAAAGCCAGCGGGAUAAUGUGUGCUUACAACAGAGUCAAUGGGGUUCCGAGCUGUGCAGAUUACAAUCUCCUUUCCAAAACUGCAAGAGGCCAAUGGGGAUUUCAUGGGUACAUAACAUCAGACUGUGAUGCUGUUUCCAUCAUCCAUGAUGCUCAAGGUUACGCUAAGCAACCAGAGGAUGCUGUUGCCGACGUUCUUAAAGCUGGGAUGGACUUGGACUGUGGAUUAUACUUGCAGCAGCACAGUAAAAGCGCAGUAGAGCAGGGGAAAUUACCUGUAUCCCAAAUAGACAGAGCACUUCAUAACCUCUUUGCCUUAAGAAUGAGGCUCGGCCUCUUCAAUGGCGACCCAAAGGAACAGCUUUUCGGCAACAUUGGUCCGGACCAAGUCUGUUCACAAGAGCAUCAGAUGCUAGCACUUGAAGCCGCACGUAAUGGCAUUGUUCUCCUCAAGAACUCAGCUAGACUCCUCCCUCUCCGGAAAUCCCAGAUCAAGUCUCUCGCAGUGAUCGGCCCAAAUGCCAACUCGGGGCAAACCUUGCUUGGAAACUACGCUGGACCACCGUGCAAGUUGGUUACCCCGUUGCAGGGACUUCAGGGCUAUGUUAAGGACACAACUUAUGUCCAGGGCUGUGAUAGUGUUCGAUGCUCGUCAGCUGAAGUUGAUCGAGCCGUGGAGGUAGCCAAAGGUGUUGAUCAUGUGGUGCUGGUGAUGGGGUUAGAUCAAUCGGUAGAGAGGGAAGAGCUCGAUCGCGUGGACCUGGUGCUUCCUGGGAGGCAACAAGAACUCGUCACCAAGGUGGCGAGAGCUGCAAAGAAUCCAAUCGUCCUCGUGCUUCUCUCUGGAGGUCCAGUCGAUGUUUCAUUUGCCAAGUAUGAUAAGAAGAUAGGAAGCAUUCUGUGGGGUGGUUACCCUGGUGAAGCUGGCGGGACUGCACUUGCUGAAAUCAUAUUUGGUGAUCACAAUCCAGGAGGGAGGCUGCCAGUUACUUGGUACCCACAAGAGUUUGUGAAUGUACCAAUGACAGACAUGCGAAUGCGUCCUGAAUCAUCUUCGAGCUACCCUGGCCGAACCUACAGGUUCUACAAAGGCCACAGCGUGUUUGAGUUCGGUCAUGGCCUCAGCUUCUCCAAGUAUUCCUACGAGCUGAAGCACGUCUCGCAGGACAAGCUCUUCCUGAACCAGUCCACCUCAACAAAGCAAGCAGCAAUCGACGAGUCAGGUUCAGUUCGUUCGACACUGGUUUCCAGCGUUGGAGCAGACUUCUGCGAGCAAAGCAAGUUCCAGACCAGAGUUGGGGUGGAGAACCAUGGUGAGAUGGCUGGCAAGCAUCCCGUGCUGCUGUUUGCUAGGCAGUCGAGGCAUGGAGAUGGAAGGCCCAGAAAACAGCUGGUGGGGUUCAAGAGCGUGGUGCUCAGCGCGGGAGAGAAGGCGGAGGUCGAAUUCGAGGUGAGCCCUUGUGAGCAUUUCAGCAGAGCUAAUGAAGAUGGUGAGCUGAUGAUGGAAGAAGGUACUCAUUUCUUGAGUGUGGGAGGUGAUAAGUACCCAAUUUCCUUGGUACUAUGA
Linum trigynum is the source of this 2337-nucleotide messenger RNA. NCBI's taxonomy places the organism in Eukaryota, Viridiplantae, Streptophyta, Magnoliopsida, Malpighiales, Linaceae. The record is from the annotation of a GenBank genome assembly.